AGUUGUAGUACAAGUAGAAAAAGUAAGUAGAUUUUAGUACAUCAACACAAGAAGAACAUCAAGGCCAAUAGUAAAAUAAGAAAUUUUUGCUUUAUCGUGUUCUUGUUGCUCUUGCUUCGUCUUUGAUUCGAACGUGCUGGGCGUAUCUCCUACGGCAGUCGCUUCUACGUAUCCUCGAAGCCGCGGACUCGGUGUAGGUACAGCGAGCUCAGGCUCACUAUUUUUGAAUGAAGAUGCUGCAUAUUCUUGGAUUUUUCUUUAGAAUAUCACGCUAUACGAAAUGUAUGAUAUUCUUCUUCUAGUAAAGCAAGGAUUACCUGGUCCCUCGUACAUUUCAUCAUCCACAGGGCGUGUCAGUCCGGAUAUUAUCCCAAAAAGAAGCUCGAUAGCAGCUUCUAGGCGCAUAAAAUGGCAACGGACAACUCGAUCUCGAGCAGUACUCCUGUAGCUGCUUGUUCCGCUACUAGCGCGAAAGCGCGGCGGAAUAAGAACAAGCGCAAUAAUAAGGGCAAAAGUAACGCUUCGAGUCGUGGUAUCGGCAAAAGUGAUGUUAAGGCUCCUACAGGCUACCGCCGUCGCAUCCUCUACAGCAUCCCUAUCCUCUUUUUCAAGUUUUAUAAAAGGCGGGCCAGGUAGGAUGCGAUUCGUGUAAAGUUGUAUGCUCUAAAAGUAGUGCUGCAGAACCGUUAUCAUCUAGUACAGCACAUGAUAGUAUCACGGCAAGAACCGCCUCAAACACUGAUACAGAGGAUGACAAGAAAAAGCUAGGAUCGCUGCUCCAAGAACAGCGAGAGAAGUACAACAUCAAAAAUGACGUCGACAACUCCCGAGCUACUACAGCGACGACAACUUCUCACUCGACGCAUGCCGGCAGUCGCAACGCUACUAUUAAGGCUCAAAACAAUUCAUUUCUACAGGUCAUUUCUACAAUUUAUUAUUUGGCUCUCAUCUGGUUUUGCUUACUCCAGCUCUUCUAGCGCGGCACUUUCUCUUGAGAUGUUCUUACUUCACUGCAAUUACAAAAUACUACUGGUUGUUCCUUUAUUCCUUCUUGGAUUUCUGAAGAAAUGCAGGCAAGAAAUGAAACGUGGUCUUCAGCUCUAAUACUAGGCCACAAUCCAACAACCCGAACUACAUGAUCAGCAACAACAACAACACCUUACAUGAUCAACAACAACUACAUGCUCAACAUAUUGCCGCAUCCUCAAAAUCCAGACUUUUGGAAAUCGAAGAGCAAAGCCUGGGAGGGAGUUCCGUGGAGGACGAAUUGAUGGCCACGACUACUAUGAACGGGGGUUAUCAUGAGAUUGACGGAGGUCGUGAUGCGGGUGGAGAGCAAGUCGUGAUUGGCGGAAGCAAGUCGAACACAUCUGAAAGCACAAUUAAGGCACAGGAUGAGGAUCAUAUGCAUUAUUCUAUUCUACUAGUAGUUUAUAGAACGGAUGUAGGAUGGACUUGGAUGGAUCGGAUGGAUCGGAUGGACCCCCCUGAUUCUUCCGCUCCUACUUGAAAUGGUGGGAAGUCCAUCCGUUCCAUCCGAUCCAUCCCAUCCCGGAUCUGGCACCCCUAUAAACUGCUCUAUUAUAUUCUACUAGUAGUUUCCAGCACGACAGUUGUCGUGGCUUGUUGUUGUCUGUCAUCUAAGUUUAAUAUUGUGUCGUGUGUUUUCCAGUCCUAGUACUGGGGAUUCUUCUAUUGGAACGGUUUCGACUUAGUUCCUUAGGGUCUGCUCUCGAGGUUGAUUUGGCAGCUCUAAAAGACUGCGCGACGUCUUUGAGGCUUUACCUCCGGAAAUGAGACGCCGCCCCUCAGUGCAGAAAAUGUUCCAGACUUUCCUCGCGACGGACAACUCUUCCUAUCCGAGCUCUCGAGAGCCGUCUCACUCAGGACGGAGGUACUGAAAAGUUGUUGUACACCCUUCUUGUUCAUCUAGAAGCUAGUAGUACUGGUUCUGGUACAACUAUGCUGGACAUCUUCAUCUUUUGUUUUGACAUCACCCUACACUUCCACUGACCAGAUCAUCCUGUGGGGACCGAUUUGCAACACCGGAGUCUGUAGAGAAGAUGCCUAAAAAGGACUUCACGGAGGACGAGGACGAGGUACUAAGUAUAUCAAAACUAAAAGUUUACUAGGUUACUUCAAGUAGAAGUGCAUACUGAUUCUGAUACAGCUUUGUUGAUGCAGCUUUGUUGAUUAUGUGGUCCUCUUUAAUACUGCAUACUGCUGUACUGGAACUAGAAGUAGCCUUUCUUGUAAAAAAUCUUACAAGUAGACCUUUAUGCUCUCUUCAACAUGAUCUCAUUCUCAUCUUUCAAGACUUUUAUACCCUCUAGUACUAGUAUUGGUGCUAGUUCUAGUAAUACAAAUACUAUUGCAUUUAUUUCACAGCACCCUGUAGCUCUACUACAAUGCGAGGAGUUGUACAGGUCCGAAUUUCAUCCUCUACUAGGACCGUCCGCGUGCGCUUCUGGGUGAAACUUUCGUGACCAGCAACCGAGACUCACGAGCAUCUUCAGUAUUGACGAUCUCAACUGCCAUCAAUUGUGAAUGUCACGAGUCGGAUUUGGGAUCGAGCUUUUUGGGUUCGAGUUUCGAGCUAAACCAUCCCGGGAACUUUAUGGUGAACAUUCUUCAGUUAGGUAAAUGAAUGAAUGAAGUUCUGCAGAUGAACCAGGUACGUACUAUAACCAAGUGUACAGGAAGUGUCUUUAUUAUGACAUCAAUGAAUAGGAGAUCAUGGAUGCUUGUGCUCGCAUUUUGCAUGCCUGCUACAGAGAUGCAACUAAAAUUUUCGAAGGUGGAUCGUAUCAGAGAUCGAAUGUUUUCAGGAGUACUGGCAUUCACUACAUACCAAACGCUUUUUGAGUGGAACGAAUAGAAAGAGUAGAGAUCAUGCUCGUAAUAUUUAUUUCUCAGCGCUUUUCAUUCACGGGGCUUACAAGUAGUACGAGUAUCAGCUAUUACAUACGACGUGCUUUUCUAUGUUUCCAGUGCUUUGCAUCCAUUAUACUUGAGAAGCUUGAAGCUUCUCACUCUCUAAUUCCUGUAGUAGAGGGUCAGGCUCUUUAUCUCGUACGUCUUCGGUACCUUCGAACCCUGUGCCUAAUCCAGCAACAACGAGCAGUAUUGUACCUGUGCCGUCGCCUUCAGUUAUGCUAUUCUUGUGGAUGCUAAUGCUGGUGUAAAAAUUUAUUCCAAGAAAUGAGGAAAAAAAAUCCUCAAAAAUGACCUCUGGUCAGGCACAUCAAUCAAUCAAUCAAGUACUCCUGGCAAGGAUAUCACCUUGUCCAGUAUCAGUUUAAAAUCUACAUCGUCUAUUCCUUUCAUGAAGAUUUGCAUUAUCUGCUGAUGUUCAGGUUGAUGUUCACGACGUUAUCUUCACUCGUUUUUAGCUGUAGUUGUAGCAGUACUAGGGGAUGUAGUUGAAGGUGGUAAUAAAAGUCUAGAAAUGAGGACUCGUCACUUGAAGAUAUAGAAGAAUCUUUUUCGGGAGCUAGUGGUUUUCAUUAUCUCGGGAAAGCCGCCUCCGCCUCCAGUGAGGACACAAGGGUCGGCAUCGCAGGACUCCUCAGGGAUGUGGUGGAAUGGUCGCAGCAGCAACCAUAAUACUGACCAAGAGGCAUACUACAAUUAUGCGAGACAUAUUAAAAUCAAAGGAAGUUGGUUUAUCUAGUGGACCCACACCUAACCUAACCUAAAGGAAGUUAGUAAGGAGUCUGAUCUUUUUUAGGUGCCACGGUAGGUUAGUAAGGAGUCUGAUCUUUUUUAGGUGUGACUUCCACGGUAGUCAUUCAAGACCACACCAGGAGCAAACAUGCUACAAGAAGAGGAGCAUGUAUGAUAAUAGCGAGGACUGCGACUUCUGUAAUUGAUUUUCACUACCGCCUCUUCCUCUAAGAGUAUGGAAAGUACCAAGCAAGCCGCGACCACGUUCAGGCUAAGGUGCGCCAUCUUCCCAGAAUCCAGCCUUCGGCACCGCCAGCGGCAAGAGUCUCACAAUCGAAUAGGUUUUACCCCAAUCGGAGCCGCAACAACGACUGGAGCUUGGUAUUACUCAUAGAAGAAGAUAAUGGACGGAUUUGGUACUUCGACUUCGGUACUGGUAGGUUAGCAUCUUAAUCAGGCGGCUUGUUGUUCGUCCACUAGGAACGAAACUUUUUAGUGCUGCUCUUCAGGUUACUUACCUCUAGGUGUACCUACUAGACUUCGCUCAUAAUUUCAAGCACCGUUCUCUCCGCUUCAACAAAGCUUUUUAGUGCUGCUCUUUUGAUACAGCUUGAUGUUCUUUUAAUACUUGAUGUUUUUCCUUCCACCACCUCUGGGUGAUGUUGUUGCCAAUCGGCGAUGAUGUAAAUGACCAUGCUCUACUUCCUGAUCAUAUUCACUGAAACAAAGCACCAAUCCAGGUUACAACCAGCAGUGGACAUGUGCCGGAUUUUGCAGCUAUUAGUAGCAACGUAGUAUCCAUAUCCAAGCUAAUGGAGUCGAUCAUGGCCGAGGAAAAGCAAAAGCAGGAAUGCACUUCGUCCUCAUGUGGGGUACCACUACCUCUACUUCUUCUAGCAUCACUAGAGUAGAAGUCGUCAUGUGGGGCACCACUACCUCUACUUCUUCUAGCAUGACUAGAAGUAGUUCUAGAUAUUGAUUUGUAAUUGUAAGCAUAAGCAGUCUACUUGUUGUUGAUAUUAUUGAAAUGAGGUUCCAUGACAUGAUGACAUUGAUAUUAGAUAUAAGUAAGAUGUUAAACUUAAAUCAUCAUGAAACAUGUACAUAUUAUUACUUAUAAAGAUGGAGAUAAUUGAACAUGUGACCCAUCGGUAUUACCUCAAGUGAAGCAUGCUACUACUAGAGUUACUACUUCUAAUGUACAACACAACAUCAUCAACGCAGCGUGACUCGGAAAGGGACGAAGACAAGCAGGAGGACCCGAAAAAGGACACCGUCGAAAGCGCAUCAAUGUCCUCAAUUGAGAAUAAAGCGCCGACCUCGGUAGCAAGCACAACAUCAAGGGCGUCCUGUAGUACACAUGAUGACUUCCUUUCCUCCUCCUCCUGCAGUACGACGGUAGAGGAAAUUUUCCCAGUUUCCUCGCGUAUCUCCAAUGUGAGCGAGGCAACUACCAGCCUGUGGGAGCAAGCAACAUUACCUGUAGUACCAACAUUAUGAAGUGGACCUGCUAGACCCUGACCUAGAUGAAGUCUUCGUAGGCUUAAUACUUACUACUUACAACUUCUCUAGGGCUCUUGAUGGGAUAUUACAGCUAGCUCUCACUCCAUACAUCUUCUGUAGGGGUAAUCUGACAGGGAUCUUCUGAAGAGAACCCAGCACGUGGCAAGGUGAAUGGUUCUGGUAUUUGUUAUAACCUGAUUUUGAUCACAAGGAUUCCCUUCUUGUUUUCCUUAUGAUCAAAAUCAGGUUACCAAAUACCAGAACCAUUCACAAGGGUCGGAUUGUCCUCUAAUCUUAUGUUUCUAGCUACGGAACCAGGCAGCUUUGAGUGAGUUGCUACGUGGUUCGAAUGAAUGAAUGAAUUUUGCUUGUGUCUUUGUUUUCCUAGUGAGGCUCUAACGCUGGCUGCACCAGCUCCUUGUGGAGGGAACCCUGGAAGUGGACCAGCGAUGGGACAUAGCAGAGGCUAUCAACAGAGGUCCGGAAGGGCGCCUCCUGCGUGGUAUAGUUGUAAUUCGUCCUCCAACCAUUCCAGGAACACGACCCGUCAACCGGAACAUAUGGUGGAGCAGCAUGCUCCUGAGCGAGCGGGACUCGAAGAUCAGGAACAGCAUCUUCAUCCGAAUAAGCAUAAUAUUAACGCACCAGUACGCGGCCAUGGAGUUCUUGCUAGAGGGAGGAACCACCCUGCUCAGUACGGUUAAGGCUAUAAGAACCGCUAAUCAUGUUGAUUCAACAUGUCAUGAAAGGAUCCUUGAUAAACAUACAAGUCAUCCGUGGACCAAGAACCUCUAAUACGGAGCUUGGGGAGGGCGUGAGAAUACUACAGAGCCAGAAAGUUACUAUCCCUAUCCGCAAGACCAAAUAUUCAAUCCCGCGUUGCAUUUUGAUAUGAUUGCGGCGCAACUAUCAGGAGCGGCCGCGAGUCAGAUGCAUGCUGAUGGUACCUACAACUUACAAAGACGACCACCUGUUCUGUAUAAUAAUCUGUUCCGAAUAAUGUAUCACGACCCUGAUCGACGUACAACUUGAACUUACAACGUGAACGUGUUCCACCGUUCAUCUGUACUUAUAUAACCUAUAGCAUCUUCUUGACUACUAUCGGUAUCGGUAUCAUUUGCCUACUCUCAUUACAACCACGACUCAACAUUACCAUCAACUCUCUGCUCACCAGGUGUAGUCCACGCAGGAGCCGCGCACUUACCCCCACCGCCAGGCUUAUCUCAGGUGUGCUGGCCGCCAGAAUGUUGGGGCUGGCCCGAGCCCUUUUACCAAGAAGCUUGGGCCUACGGAGAGCAGUCUCGAUCCUCGCCAGAAACUUGCGCUGCAGCUGUGGUCUUUAAGGUCGGCUUCUAAGUAACUUCUAAGCUGAAAGAUCGAGUUUCAUAUCGUCGUUUUCUCCUCUAGUAGUUGUACCACAUUAAUGGGUCUUAAAAAUGCUAAUUAUUCUUGCGCGUCGACUACCCAACAAGGGGUGAAGAACGACCUCGAUGACCAACAGGAGCCUGAGGUUGCGUACGAAGAACGCCUUGCGCAGAUCAUAGAAAAGAGGCAGGACACUCCGGAAACCUACUUCUAUGCGGUCCGUGCAGGCCUUUUUGACCAAACGCCAAAGCACUAG
Molecule: messenger RNA, 6790 nt
Organism: Amoebophrya sp. A25
Lineage: Eukaryota; Dinophyceae; Syndiniales; Amoebophryaceae
Source: the annotation of a GenBank genome assembly